AGGAGAAUGGGGAGGAGCUGGGGGGCAGGCGAUCAGAGAAGGAGGGGUCUUAAGGGGCGGCGAGCCCAGGUCCGGUUUCCUCCGAGGCUGGCGAUCCGCAAAGCUCCCAUCUUCGCGUAGAGCUCUCUGCGGCCGCCCUGCCCCGCGCCCUCCAGAGACCCCGACCUGACCACGAUGUGGAAACGCUGGCUCGCUCUCGCGCUGGUGGCUGUCGCCUGGGUCCACGCCGAGGAAGAACUAAGGAGCAAAUCCAAGAUCUGUGCCAAUGUGUUUUGUGGGGCCGGCCGGGAAUGUGCAGUUACAGAGAAAGGAGAACCCACCUGCCUCUGCAUUGAGCAAUGCAAACCUCACAAGAGGCCUGUGUGUGGCAGUAACGGCAAGACCUACCUCAACCACUGUGAAUUGCAUCGCGAUGCCUGCCUCACUGGAUCCAAAAUCCAGGUUGAUUACGAUGGACACUGCAAGGAGAAGAAAUCCGUAAGUCCGUCUGCCAGCCCAGUCGUUUGCUAUCAGUCCAACCGUGAUGAGCUCCGGCGUCGCCUCAUCCAGUGGCUAGAAGCCGAGAUCAUCCCAGACGGCUGGUUCUCUAAAGGCAGCAACUACAGUGAAAUCCUAGACAAGUAUUUUAAGAACUUUGAUAACGGUGACUCUCGCUUGGACUCCAGUGAAUUCCUGAAAUUUGUGGAGCAGAAUGAAACUGCCAUCAACAUCACCACCUAUGCAGACCAGGAGAACAACAAGCUGCUUAGAGGACUCUGUGUUGACGCUCUCAUUGAACUGUCUGAUGAAAAUGCUGACUGGAAACUCAGCUUCCAAGAGUUUCUCAAGUGCCUCAACCCAUCUUUCAACCCGCCUGAGAAGAAGUGUGCCCUGGAGGAUGAAACGUAUGCAGAUGGGGCUGAGACCGAGGUGGACUGUAACCGCUGUGUCUGUGCCUGUGGAAACUGGGUCUGUACAGCCAUGACCUGUGAUGGAAAGAAUCAGAAGGGGGCGCAAACCCAGACAGAGGAGGAGAUGACCAGAUACAUCCAGGAGCUCCAGAAGCACCAGGAAACAGCUGAAAAGACUAAGAGGGUGAACACCAAAGAGAUCUAAUGAAGAGGCAUGUUAGGACGGUGUCUGGAGUCCAGCACCUUCUCUUCGACUUCAGCGCUGAGUCCAGUAUACGCAAGUGUCUGCUACAAUCCACCAAAUCACCAGUAUUUGCUUGUAUAGCAACAAGUUUUAUUUUGUUUAUUUGUUUUGCAAUAAAGGAUAUGGAGGUGGCUGGCUAGGAGGGGAAGGGCCAUAGCCUCCAUUUCUAGGAGUGCUUUGAGAGAAACUGUAAAUGGUGCUCUGGGGCCGGGGGCACGUAAAGAAACUGCAUCAGGGUUGAAAGAUGAGUGGACCCAGGUCUGCACCCCUUCUGAGUCCACUGCAGCUGUCAGCAGGCUACAGGGAGUGCACGCAGUGCCAGAGAGAACUGAGCAGGCUGUCCCUGGAGGAGAGGCUGGGAAGCUCAGUGGAAAGGAAUGCAUGCUGCUUCUGGCCCCUUCCUGUUGCUGUCAGCACAACAGACCUCUAGCAUCUGCGCUUCUCCUCUUGCUCCCAAUCGCAGCCUCUCAAUGCAUAGCCACCCUACUAGUUACCCAGUGUCCCCCAGAUGUGGAUGGAGUUUCUGGGAGGGUACACCCACAUGAUGCAGAUACUUGUAUACUUCAAGCCCCUUAGAAACCUAACCAAAUUUUUAAAAUACUUUUUACCAAAGGUGCUAUUUCUGUGUAAAACACUUUCUUUUGGCAAGUUGACUUUAUUCUUCAAUUAUUAUCUUUAUAUUAUUGUUGUUGUUUUUAAUAUUUUAUUUUCUUGACUAGACAUUAAGCUUUUGUAAUUAUUUUUAAGUAGUCCUACCAUUUCAGAGAUGGAAGGAGUUUGGGGUUCUUCCUGGUACAGGGACCUAUAUAACCCAGAUGCUCCCCACCCUACCACAUACUAGAUGCAGCCCAGAGUUGGCCCCCCUAGCUUCCAGUAGGUCAGCUGUCUGCCAGAGAAGCAGAAGGUGCCUCAGAAGCCGGGAAAAGAAGUAUCUUCAUACAAAUCUUUCAAGAUCCAAAAGUUAAUUUGCUUUUAUUUAUUCUGAGAGUUCAGGCAAGUCAGUACUCCAAAGGAUAGAAACAAGUGCAGCCUAGCAGGGAUUAGGAUAUCCCAGCCUACAAAUAUAUUUAUUGAUCUACCACUAACUAGAAGAGUGACUUUGGCCUUGCCUCCUGCUGUCUGGGCCUCAGUUUCCUCAGUGAGCUGGUAAGAAUGCAUUAACUUUUAAAUUUGAUACAUGAUAAAUUUUAUGGUUCUGGUAAUUGGUCCAGAGGGAGACAAGUUCUUGUGAUUUUUCUUCCUCAGGAUAAGUGAAAUGUUGUAAUAAGAAAACAGCCAAAACCAAAAUGACCAAAUUUGACCUCAGCCUGAAUGACCCUGCAGGUUGUGCUGUGAUGUCAAGCCUUCUGGGGAAAGCCUGCCCAGGAAGAGAGUAGGAAAGAGACCAUCCCACUUUGUCUUCACAUUUCCAUUCCAUGUUUAAUCUCUGGUUGGAAAGAGAACGAGUUUUCCCUUUAGAUGAGGACAAAUGAAAGUUUCAAAUUCAAGAGGAGGAACAAUAGAGAUUGAAUCUUAAAACUGCGAUUAGGGAGAAGUCAGUUGUUCACAGUCAGUCCUGUGUCUUUUGACCUUUUUGGUUAUUAACCUCACUACCAUGUUUAAGAUGCAUUUGGAACAAGACAGAUGAAAAUUUUAACUAAGAUCUCAUUUGUGGAAAGUGGAUGAAAGACCACCACAAAGAAGUUAUUUAGGUUUUACUGCGCAGGCAAACUGUGAGAAACACGUGCCCAAAAUGGAAUUCCUUCUAGUUUUCCUUGUUCUCAUUUGAAAGGAGCAAAUUCAUUUUGUUUAGCAUUUCAAACUUUUAUGUAUCAUCCCAUUUAAAAACUCUCUUCCAACCCCAUUGUGCAGUCUGAAAUGCAACUCCCUGUCCAAGUGCCUUGGAGAACCCACAGCCGCAUGCCUUAAUCAAAAGUUUUGCCAGCUCUUGGACACUCUGGGAGAGGGCAGGAGUAAAAGUUUAUUUAAAACAAGAAAUCACAGUGUCCUUCACUAGUCACAUUUGAAUAGUGGUUACUAUCCAAGACUACUCUACCCUGCAACAUUGAAUUCCCAAGAGCAAAUCCACAUUCCUCUUGAAUUCUGCUGCUUCUGUUUAAAUAGGGCAGCUGUUGUCUGCACCAUACAAUCACAUGAUCUGAGGACCAUUCAUGGAAAGCUGCUAAAUAGCCUAGUCUGGGGAGUCUUGCAUAGAGCUUUGCAUGGAGCAAACAAAUAGGAUUAAAUCAAGUUCAAUUCCUUCAGCCCUCUGAAAGCAUAGGGCUUAGACUGCAAGCUUCCUUGGGCUUUUUCUGUGUGCGUGCGUGUGUGUGUGUGUGUGUGUGUGUGUGUGGUUUUAUAAACAUUACAGCAUCUAUUAAGAUCCAGUGUCCAUGGAAACCUCCUCACAUGCCAUGACUUUGGACUUCCUCAUUGUUUUUGGAAAGCAGGGCUCCUCCACCUGCAGAUAAGCCCAUGUGGACAAGUCUGAAUGUCUUUUCUUUACACUUAUGUUUUUUAAUAGUCAAAUUUCAAGAAACACUUUGAACAGGUUUCUAUGCCUAUGUGUUUGUGAAAAUGUACUUGUAUUUAGUAGGCUUCCAUAUUGCAUUUAACUUGUUUUUGUUACUCCUGAUUUUUUUUUUCUGGAUACUAUUGACAAAUAAAGAAAUUAAAGUAA
Molecule: messenger RNA, 3793 nt
Organism: Otolemur garnettii (small-eared galago)
Lineage: Eukaryota; Metazoa; Chordata; Mammalia; Primates; Galagidae
Gene: FSTL1
Product: follistatin like 1
Exons: 11
Coding region: 175-1095 (306 amino acids)
Biological process (GO): cell differentiation; regulation of BMP signaling pathway; multicellular organism development
Molecular function (GO): calcium ion binding; protein binding
Source: RefSeq, a predicted model, not a curated record